AUGAGCGCGAUCAAAUCAACUCAAGAAGGCACAGCUUCGUUCUUGCAAGAUACGGAGCAGUUGCGCCGAAAAGAGAUUUUUUUAACAUUUCUUGGCACGAUAUACCUCCCAUGUCUUAUCAAAGAAUGCGAAGAUGAUCCUUUGCCUCCACAUGCAGUUUGGAUACAUAGGUAUGUUCGAGGUCACAAUGGAAGUCAUCCAAGUACAACAUCGUCAUGUCGUCAGAUGUUAAAUUCCCACAGCGGUUCCGAAGUUGACGUCGAAUUCAGAGGAUUCUUGGAUAAGAAUUGUCAGUUCUUCCUCGAACUUUGCAAGAAACCAAAAAAAUUCAUGCCAGCCCCAGAUCCAUUCAAAUCACAUGCAAACUUUGAACUUCAGCUUGUUCUCAUCGAUCGUGCGCUCGAAGCUCAAUCGAAGGCUUCUGUCUCAGCAAAAGUUGAAGGCAAAAUGGAAGACAAGGUCAAGGGUGAAGUUCUAGGAAAACUUUCGGAGUUGGCAGGAUCCAUCAAAUCCGUGAUCGAAGUUGUGGCCAACGGCGGUAGGAAAAACAUACCAGAUAGAUUUAAUAGUCUCGAAUAA
Molecule: messenger RNA, 579 nt
Organism: Botrytis fragariae
Lineage: Eukaryota; Fungi; Ascomycota; Leotiomycetes; Helotiales; Sclerotiniaceae
Exons: 2
Coding region: 1-579 (192 amino acids)
Source: RefSeq, a predicted model, not a curated record